AUGGAAAAAAAUUUUAAAAACGUUAGAUUUUAUCAUGAUAUUAAAUUUUUAUUGAAUAUUUGCACUUCCAUCAUUGAUUGCAAUAUAAUUUUAAUCAUUUUUUAUUUUCAAUCUUUUACAAUUAUCAAUUGCCCUUUUAUUUCUCAAAUGCAAGCAUUUAUUCUCAAGCAAAUUGUAAUAUUAGAUCUUCAAUUAUCCUAA
Molecule: messenger RNA, 201 nt
Organism: Blepharisma stoltei
Lineage: Eukaryota; Ciliophora; Heterotrichea; Heterotrichida; Blepharismidae
Source: the annotation of a GenBank genome assembly